AUGCACUGGGAGUGGAAGAAUUGUCCGACGGUGUGGAGAGGCCAAUUUACUAGUGGAUACAAGGGCAGCCACUCGACAAUGAUCCUCGAAGCCAUCGCUGACCAUCGACUUUGGAUCUGGCAUGCUUACUUCGAUAUGGCGGGGUCGAACAACGAUAUCAACGUCCUGAACUCAUCGUAUCUCUUCACCGAGCAAUGCAACGGCAAUGGCCCGACCAUCGAGUUCACUGCAAACGGCCGCAAGCAUCAUAUGGGGUACUACUUGGCCGAUGACAUAUACCCGAGGUGGUCUGUAUUUUUUAAUACAAUCAGCUGCCCAACGGAUCGUCAUCGAGCUUUAUUUGCGCAACGGCAGGAGGCUGCACGGAAGGGUGUGGAACGGGUAUUUGGUGUGCUCCAAGCGUGGUGGGCAACAGUGAAUGGUCCGACGCGUUUCUGGUACAAGGAAGUCAUCGCCGAUGUCAUGUAUGCGUACAUCAUCUUGUAUAACAUGAUAGUCGAGCACGAAGGUGGAAGUGUCACUGAUUGGGGCGAUGAUGAAGCUGGAUCUAGCACGGCGACUCCGCCCCACGUUCGAGGAAGACUGAUGGGCUACAAUGACGUUCUAGCGGCACAGGCCUCAAUGCGCAACCAACAAGACCAUGCUCGGCUCAUGUCCGACAUAGUUGAAGAAAUUUGGGAACGUAACCGCCGCUGA
Molecule: messenger RNA, 696 nt
Organism: Salvia hispanica
Lineage: Eukaryota; Viridiplantae; Streptophyta; Magnoliopsida; Lamiales; Lamiaceae
Source: RefSeq, a predicted model, not a curated record